GGUCUCUGCACAGCCGCAGGAGCCGGAGGGGCAGGAGCAGCGCGUUGUGGCCGGUUCGCACUCCAGAGCCGCCCCCCCCCGCGCAGACACGCGGCCCGGCUGCGCUAGAGUCCGGGACCGGGACUGGCGUCGUGAGACAGGGUCGUCCUGGGCUGCGAGGGGUUGCCCACGGGUGUUUGUACGAGGGGGGGCGCGGGUGCGGAUAUCCACAUGCACACGUAUGUGUAUACGUGUACAAGUGUAUAUGUUGGUAUACAUAUGUGGAAAGAGUGCGUGUGGCAAUGCACAUACACUUCUGCCUGUGCACACACCUGCAUGUACACACACAAACACGUGCACACUGUGCACACAGUAUGCACAUGCACGCACGCUGUACCCUAUAUGCUGCAGGUGCACUGUGUGUAUACACCUACACAUGCAGAUGCGUGAGCAUGCAUGUAUGUAUAUACACACACACGCACACACACGUGCAUGUAUGUGGCUGCAUGGGCUCACAUACCGAGUGCGUGAGUGCGAGUCGAGCACCGGGUGGGUUUGAGCACUCGAUCCCCAGAGCGGUGGGUGCGGGGGACAGAGUUUGGUGGAGUCGCCCUUUCCAAUGAGAUCCGUUUUAGCCCAGGGAGGUGAAUCCGGGCGACCCCUUUCCCUGGAAGCUCAUGGGCUCGUGCAGCCGUUGCUGGUGCUGUUCUUGUUUCCCCUGGCCCGUGCUGCCUGCCCUGCUGGACGGGCCCAGGUGUAUGAGUUAAGGUUGGUUCAACACUUCAGUUUCUGCAGUAACCUUAGGAAUGGUGUUGGUUGUGGUUUGUACCACGUAGACUCGCUGAAUCAGAGAUACGUCAGCUCUUGUAAGCAUCUGGCAAAAAUAAUUUUUUUUCCUGCAACAUCCCAAAUAAAGAGACCUUACAAGAUUGUCUUGGUACAUGAAAUGAGUAAGUCUCAGCUGGGCUCCUUUGUGAUAUUAGCUCUAUUAGACAUGUAAACACCUGCAUGUGAUUCACAAGACAAACCUCGAGGUUUCAGGUGGGAAGCCAUAGCAUCAGAAGCCGUUCGUAUCUGCUGUGGUCUAAGCUCUUGGCAAGAGGUAGGGGUGGGAGUCAGUCUACUAUUUUUCAUAAUGAAAAAAUGAAUGAAAUUAGUUUUUGAAAUGCAGGUGCCACAAAAUUCAGGCAAGUUACAGAAGGGUGCCUGGAGCUGAAAAAGGCUGAGAAACCACUGUACUAGGUACAGGAAGCCACGAUGAUAGCUUUCUCUACAACAUCAGCAACUGGAUAUAUUUUUCAUGCCUGUUAAUGGGGACUGAUUUCAGAAAUGCUCCAGUGAAGACAUUAAGUAGGACUGGAAUUGUCUCCUUGUUUCUCCAGCACUUGACACUCCUCACUUCCCUCUCCAGCGCUCUGCGCUGUCUUCCCCAGGGCACUAAAGUUCCUGGUUAUUUCCUGGUGUCAGGGCACUAAAGUUCCUGGCUUUGCUUACACAAAAAGUUGAACCAGUUUAACUCUGGUUUACUCAAUCUGGUUAAUUUAAGCUAGUGCACACCAAUUCACAGGUGCUUUUCUAGGUGUAGCUUGUGCUGGUAACUUUUUAAAACUAAUUUUAAUUAAAUAGGCACACUAUCUGGCUAGGUGAGGCUUGAAACAUUAUUUCCCACACCCUUUGCACAGUCAUGCAUGCACAUAGGAAAAGAAAAGAGAAAGUGCUUGAUGAAGUUAUGGAACCACUUUGAUUCGAGUUAAUUUACUACAUAUCUGCUCCCUGACAUAGGAAGUUGCUUGGCUUACCUUUCUAGUAGGAUCUAUUCAUUUAGCAAUAGCAGUUAUAAUUACGCUUUAAAAAUACUUACAGUAAAAUCUGAUUUCACAUGCUCCUGCAUUUCGGGGGGAGGGGAAAAAUCUUGAAACUCACUUCUUGAAUGAAACUUUCCAUGUUUCAAAGCUCUCAAAGCUAAACAGAAUUAUUGAAAAUUAGGGUUGGAAGGGACCUCAGGAGGUCACCUAGUCUAAUGCCCUGCUUGAAGCAGGACUACCCCCAACUAUAUCACCCCACCAAGGCUUUUAAAAUUUGCAAGUGAACAUAAGUAAUAGGUUUAGAUGCCAAAAGUGAGUCCAGUAAUGCAGUUAUUUUAGUACUGUAGUGUAUAUGAAUCAUUGUGUUCCUGUUAACUUGAACAUGUAGGAAGAAUUAUAUUUGUCAAUCUUCUUUUGUUAAAUAGAAACCAAAAGACUUAUCUAGGCAGAAUUGUGGUGGGGGAUAUUUAUUCCAGUUUUUGCUAUAAUUUUAAAUCUUCCAAUUUGAAUGUUGUAUCACUGGGAUUUUUACCUUUAAAUGGGUAAAGUAUUGUUAUGAAAUACUGUAUGAUUCACACCCAAAGAGAAGGUACAAUGUAUUUUAAGGUUGGGAAAUAUAAGAGCAAAUAGAAGAAAAAGUGUCUAGCCAAACCAAUAAUUACCCUUCCAUGAAUACUAGAUUCUGUUUCUCACCUGUCUAAACCCUUUUCUCUGGUGAGAUAGUAUCAUCUUUUUACAUUAAUCUUAGGAUUUAGUGUGGGAUAGUUUUAAAAUUGCUCUUCUGUGUAAAAUUAAGACUAACAGCCCUGAUUUCCUCAGUUCUGAAAAAAGCCCCUCUUCUUCCUGAUUUACAUACCGUACUUAGAAACGUGUUUCUGUUUUAACAAUGAUUGAUGGAGGUUGAGUGUUUUGCUUUUGUUUUGGCGAGUCUCUGCUUUUACAUUGGUACGUGGUAUCAUAACUGAUAGGUGAUUUCCCUUGUGGAGUGGGGGGCGGGGUUCCAAAGAGGAAAUCAUCCACUAUGAAUGCUUUGGGCUUGAUUCAGUACUCUGUGAAGUCAGUGAAAAGACUCCCAUUCAUCUCAGUGUCAGUUGGAUUGGAUCCUUAAAAUGGCUUUUCUUGGGGAAACAAGAAAGAUUAAAAAUAGAUUUAAAACAAAAAACAAGACGGAUUAAAAAUAGAAUGAAAAAUUUUGACUUUUAAGCUGCUAGUUCAGGUCUAGUAAAGGCUGGUAGGGAAUAAAAGUCGUAACUGUUUGGGAACCUUUGGGCCUUUUUGAAGAUAGGCUAGUAUGAUUUGUGGUGGAAAAGCAUCAGACCCUACUUUCCAGCUUUUCUUGUGCUGUUUUCAAGGUUGCUUUGAAGACUGUUUGUUGGCUCUGUUAAUAUCUUUGGAAAUGGUGAUUUGUAUUGGACAUGGAACUUUUGUAACUCUUGGAAAGGAUUUCUAACUGUAUUGUCUACAGAACUAACCGUGGGUAUUUUUACAGUCCAAAAUGUGAACUAAUUCACUAAUUGAGAAAUUAACUUUUUUUUCUUCUUCUUUCAGUGCUACAACGUGUUGUGAAGCAUUUACAGCUGCUCCACUUGUGCAUAUUUUCAAACAGGCAGGAUCUUUUGAAAACGAUACCUAAUGUUAUAUUAUUAAAAUGGCUAUCCAUACAAGGCUGAGUGUAAAAAUGAAAAUGCUGACAGGUAUUUUUUUAAUCUUUUGAAAUUUUAACUAACAUUUCAUUGAUAUUUAUGUUUUAUUAAUUAUCUCUCUGAGCAAAUAUAAAUUGCUGUAUUAUGCAUCUACUAGACAAGGGUUGCUCAAUUUCCAGGCCCUGGGCCAAAUGCAGCCCCAUGGAGCCAUCGCAUCUGGCUUGUGGGGCUCCCCAUGGGUCUGGGGAAUUGGCAGCAAGCGAGUGGUGGCCAUGAACACAGCCUCCCCCCCACUUUCCCCUGCCAAAUCCCCAAGCCCCAGUACCUGCAUGGCUGGUCUGAGCCAAGCUAUGCCUCUUUCCCCCGUGGGCCUGGGCCACGUUCCCCCACUUCGGGAUCAGGGUUGGACCGUGUCCCCUUCCUUUCCUGCAGGGCCAGGUUGGGCCAGGCCACGCACUCUUUCCCUCCCUACAAGGUCACCUGGCUAGCCUUCUUUCCCUCUUCACAAGGAUGGGUCAAGCUCCUUUCCCCAUCAGGGCUGUGUUGAAGCCAGUUUGUCCCCCACCUGGCCAGAUGGUGCCCACUCGUGCCAGAGCAGGAACACCUGGAUCCAGCCCACGAAUGUACUGGCCACUGACAGUCUGGCCUGCCGUGUGAAACUGUUGGGGCUGCACUGCACUAUCGGUGGUCCAUUAAACCAAUUUUAAAUAAACAAGUCAUGGAAUCACAGAUUAUGCGAUCAUAAUUUUAUCACUACUUUAUAUUUUCCUUUCAAAGGAAAAAAUAGAAGUACUCUGUGACAGGCUCACAGCCACAGGGGCUGCCAUGACACCCCUAGCGGCCUUGCUGCUCCUGCCUUGCUCCAGCCCUAAUGUCACUCUCUCUCCAUUGUUCACCAGCCGUGCCUUGCUCUUAAUAUUACAGGUUGAUUCAAGGAGGCUGCUAGCAGGCCUUAGAGUGAGCCCGAAUCCAGUAAGUUUCCACUGGGUCUGAGGCCCCGUUGGCCUCUAUCCAGACAUCCAACCUUGGUAGGUUCCUCUCGGCCUGACUACAGGUGCCCUACAGGGACCUAGCCUUCAGGGCAAACUGAGUGGUUCCUUUUCCUCCCCUACUCCACGCCCUAAGCCUCAGAGAUGUUCUCCCUUUGAUUUUCCUUCUUAUACACUCUGGCCCCUUGAGCGCUCAGACCCCUCCCCCGCCCAGCCCUGGACACAGGUGGCUCUGGGCCUCUUGGACCUCGUGAUCUGGGUCUCAGCCUUUUUUCAGUUCUGGGACCCCUCCCUGGGUCCCACCCUCAGUGUGAGGGCUCCUGGGAUACUGGCUCUCUAAGCAAGCCUUGAGGCUGCACCCCCAGGGUUCAAGGCUAAACAUAAAUAAGUAACAUCACCGCUGUCUGGCAGACACCUCAAUCUUUAGAGGUGUAACAUAAAGACCACUUGCCUGUAAACCCAGUCUUCCUCAGUCCAAGAAACUUGCCUCUGUUUCCAGACCUGUAGAGUUGUUCAGCCAAAAUCCACUUCCCUUCAGGGACCCGGAGCCAGGAGUUCUGCACUGUGUAGUAGCUGGGGAGAAACGAACAGACUGGUGCAGACUCUGGGCUCAUGUAGCUCCAGCCUGAGCCCUCUUCCAGCCAGGUGAGUCCCUCAUUAGCUCCCCCCUGCCCCCUAAAAGCAGCCUCUCAGGCUGCUUGCUCUCCUAAAGGAUCAGGCACAUCCCAGUGCCCUGCUACAUAUUCUGUAUACUAGAUAACCAUGAUAGUUGAUUACUGUGUUAAUUAUUUGUAUGUCCUUCGAUGAGGAGAGGUGACAAUCCUGACUAAAGUUCUGUUGUAGCAGAUGCUGUACAAACGCAAAUAAAGACUUAAGGUGCGUGUAAAUGAAAUGAAAAUUCCCGUUUGUGUCGACGCAACUGCAUUUGUCACUGUGGCCUGUUUGUUAGUUCUUAUCCUGAAAAGAUAUAGUCUGAAAAAGCUCCAUUUGUAUUCGAAGGCCAAGUCUGUGUGUGCAUAGUUUUCGACAAAUGAGCUGUUAAACUCAGUAAGACUAUUAGCGCAUGAGGCUAAAUGUAUGCAUAAUCAUUUGCAGAAGUGGGGUGUGAAACUGUAGUUUUACAAAUACACAGCAAAGCUAAGGCAGGUCUUACCUUUAAAGCAGCUAAUCAAUCUAGUAUUAUGACUUCAUUCGCUUAGCUAGAGUAAACCAAACAAAGGAAAUGAGACUUAAUAGAUACAGCAUGGGAUAUUAGAGUUUUUACAGGUUAGUUUUAUUUUGGUACUGUUUGUAGGCCACAUUAGCCCACUGAUUGCACUGGUUGUUGUGCAAACACACAUGAGCUUCAUGCUGAUAAAUUACUAUUUUAAGCCUUGGGACCGUUCUCUCUCUCUUGGUUGGAGGAUUUGGACCAAAAAGGAAAAACACAGGGAGGGGGGGACUUUGUGAUUGAACAGAAGUGAUUGAACAGAACAAAAUCUGAAAAACGAUUAUGUAAGAAUAUCUUCUUUUACCACCUGUCAUGAUGUAUAAAUAGGCAAGAGGUCAGUUUGGCUUUUAAAUUCAGGAGUAGUGUGUAGGUCUGGAAUGAAAAAAAACACCCCAUUUCUUCCACCUGUUCCCUUAUAUACUAAGCAAAUUUGAUUUAGAGAAAGAAGGGUUUUGUUUUUACUAAAACUGCAUUUAACCUUGACCUGGCAAUCGCAUAGCAUCAUAGCUCUUAACUUAUUUGGAUAUUUGAUUACUGUAACUUAAAAAAAAAUUAAACAUGUAGGAAUUAAGAACUGUAAAGUAAUAGGUAGUGUGUUAUUUUAUCAUCUCAGGUUCAAGCAGGACAGUUUCAGGAAAGUAUGACUUGAGAGAGGCAGCCAGGCAGACAAUCCAAAUGCUUCAGUUGGCAGGAUGAAGUGAUAUGCUAAUGUAAGAGAAAAGAGCCCUUGCUUUCUGUAAGUGCCUUCGUUGCAUCCCAAGAGGAAAGCUGCUGUGUCAUUGAACCAGUUAGUCUCCAGCGUGCCACCCUGCCCAGAUUUCUUCCAAGGAAGGAAUAGUGGAUGUGAUCUCUGCAAAAAGAAAGCUUGUCUGGUUAUGAAACAGAGGUCUGAAUGGUCCUGACGGUAAAACAAGCGUAUCUGUUAAGAUGACUGCGGGGAAAGUAUCCUGUUUUCAUCUAUGCAGCCUGUUUAAUAUCAGAGCCGCGUCCUGGACUCCACCCUCACGAUCCAGGGCCAGGCGAUGCGGCACCUGCGCGACGGGGAGGCCUACUGCCACCUGGGGACGCCCACCGGCCACCGGGCCAGGCAGACGCCGGAGGAAACCAUCAACGGCAUCGUGCAGGACGCGCACAAACUGGACUCGUCCCUGCUGGCCCCGUGGCAGAAGAUCGACGCGGUGAACACUUUCCUCAUCCCCCGCGUCGCGUUCGUCCUGAGAGGCUCGGCGGUCCCCAAGACCCCCCUCAAGAAGGCGGACGCCGAGAUCCGACGGCUGCUCAAGAAGUGGCUGCACCUGCCGCUGCGGGCCAGCAACGAGGUCCUGCACAUCCCCUACCGGCAGGGGGGUGCCAACGUGCCCCGCAUGGGAGACCUCGGCGACAUCGCCGUGGUCACCCACGCCUUCCGCCUCCUGACCUGCCCGGACGCGACGGUAAGUAUCAUCGCCGCCAGCGCCCUGGAGGAGACCGCCCGCAAGAGGAUCGGCAGGCAACCCACCGGACGUGACUUGGCCACCUUCCUGAGCGGCUCGCUGGAGGGCGAGUUCAGCCGAGACGGCGGGGACUUUGCCUCGCUGUGGAGCCGAGCCCGCAACGCCACGCGCCGCCUCGGGAAGCGCAUCGGCUGCGCCUGGACUUGGACCGAGGAGCGCCGGGAGCUGGCAGUCUCCCUGCAGCCAGCCCCGCACGCCGACUCCGUGACCGUGACGCCCCGCACGAGGACCUUCCUGGAGAGGUUCCUGAAGGACGCCGUCCGCAACAAAUACGCCGGCGACCUGAGGGCCAAACCCGACCAGGGCAAGGUCUUCGACGUCACCUCGAAGUGGGACGCCAGCAACCACUUCAUGCCCAGCGGGAGCUUCACGCGCUUCGCGGACUGGCGCUUCCUCCACCGCGCCCGCCUCAACUGCCUGCCUCUCAACGGGGCCGUCCGCUUCGGCCACCGGGACAAGAGGUGCCGCCGGUGCGGCUACGCGGCCGAGACCCUCCCCCACGUGCUGUGCAGCUGCAAGCCGCACGCCAGGGCCUGGCAGCUCCGCCACAACGCCGUCCAGGACCGGCUGGUGAGGGCCAUCCCGGCCGCCGCGGGGCAGGUCUCCGUCAACCGCACCGUCCCGGGCUGCGAGAGCCAGAUGCGCCCCGACAUCGUGAUCACCGACGAGGAGGCCAAGAAGAUCACCAUCGUGGACGUCACCAUCCCGUUCGAGAACCGGCGCCAAGCCUUCACCGACGCCCGGGCUCGCAAGCGGGAGAAGUACGCCCCGCUGGCCGACACCUUGAGGGGCCGCGGCUACGACGUGACGGUCGACGCGCUCAUCGUGGGGACGCUCGGAGCCUGGGACCCCAGUAACGAGAGCGUCCUGCGCGCCUGCCGCGUCUCCCGCCGCUACGCCAAGCUGAUGCGCUGCCUCAUGGUGUCCGACACCAUCCGGUGGUCCCGCGACAUCUACGUGGAACACAUCACGGGCCACCGCCAGUACACGGACCCCAGCAGGAGAACAGCCGCCGGACCGGACCCGGAGGGGACCGCCUGAACCGCCCCCCUCCGCAACAGACGGACCUUCGCUUCAAGAGGACUCAUCAACGACGGACGACGACCCAGCGCCACCCGAAGAGGACCCCCGCGAUAGACUGUAUCUAGACUGAGACGCUUCAUCCUCGGACCACUUCUCCCACCGUUGCGGACCAUUGUCACGGGUAUGUGUGUUUCUAUCCUCUUUCUCUCUCAGCGUCGCGAAACCCCCCCCUCCCUCCCCCUCCCCACUCCCCUCUCCCCUUACCCCCGGGCUUAGUUGGCUAACUUUGUAUCGCAUGUAACCUAGGUGCGUUCCCAACCUCACCCCCAUCCUUUUAUUGUUAGUCCCUCGCCCGGGCGUUCUGUAUUUCCCUAUCGGCUUUGUCAUCUUUUUUUGGAUUUACCAUCCUUACCAUUUACUGAUAAAAGUCAAUCUGUUCUUAUCAGUUUAAUAUCUGAUAUGUCCUCGAUGUGAGGACUUUAUAUUAAAUGGAUUUUUGGAACUGGGAGAUGGACUCGGAGCUUGCUCCAUCCACUCCACGCAUCGGCCUGGUAUUGCAGUGCCUCCAGGAGCGGUGCACCU
Molecule: messenger RNA, 8724 nt
Organism: Alligator mississippiensis (American alligator)
Lineage: Eukaryota; Metazoa; Chordata; Crocodylia; Alligatoridae
Exons: 4
Coding region: 6649-8160 (503 amino acids)
Source: RefSeq, a predicted model, not a curated record